UUCAGUGUAUUUAAGACUGGAAAACAUUUAAUCAUAUCACGGCUUUGAUCCGAGGCCUCCUACGAUCAUUUCCCACAUGCUUCGCAGAGUUCUUGUGAGGGCACACAAUAAGCCGCUCUGUUGUCAGGGUUCAGUCACAAGCUGAGAAAGUGUGACUGUAGGAGCAGUCAGCACAAACAGAUGAAGGAUUUAAAACAGCAAACAUCAUCUGGAGGUAUGGGAUUCGGCUGCCGGUGGAUGCGUUUGGUAGUAAAGGGAUUUGUAAUAAACAUCUGUGAGGAUUUUGCAGCUGGAAUUAGUCGCUUCACGAGUUCAUGUCAUAUUAGUUCUUUAAUUUUUUCAUAUUGUGCAGCAAUCUCUCCAACUAAAUCCUCCGGAUGACCCUGCCGCAGACAUCAGGUCACUUUUCCAUUUUAUAACAGGCAACCAUCCUGUCUGGGUUGAUGACGUCCCCUGUGGCCUGUGAUUUGGGAUGUUCUUUGAACUUGUCGAAUUUGAAGUCAUCAGUGUUUCUUGCCCAUUGGCACAGCAGCAGGAGGAUCACAAAGGGGCGGGCCCCCUCUCCUUCCCGCCUCAGAAGAUGUGUGCUGCUCCGUGUGGGAAGCGUCUGUGAGCUCCGUCCGGGUCCUGAGCCAGAGCGGUCACUUCCAAUUAUCAGCUGCUUUGUCCCGGCCGGACGUGGAGGGGCCCCUCCACCUGCAGAGCAAUCGGAGAAGAGCCCUUGAGCAUGCAGGCCGGAGGAGAGCGACAGCUGAGCAGAGGCGCCUGCGCCUUGGAGCUGCUGGGGAUGCUGGUCUACAUCGGAGCCUGGCUUUGUGCUCUGGCCACCACCAUCUCGCCGCAGUGGCUGACCAUGUCCACCUCCCUGCUGCCGGUGGAGAGCUACGAGCUCGGCCUGUGGGAGACCUGCGUGGUCCAGGACAUCGGAAGCUUGGAGUGCCGAACUUAUGACAGCCUGCUGGGGCUCUCCACUGACAUCAAGAUGGCCCGCAUCCUCAUGUGCACCACCCUUUGUGUGGGCCUCCUGGGAAUUCUGGUGGCCAUACCUGGACUCAACUUCUUCAGCAGCUGUGAGGAACUGGGCGCCUCACGAACCAAGAGGACUCUCACCAUCACCGGGGGAGUGCUAGGAAUGAUCUCCGGGGUGAUGUGUCUCAUCCCUGUCUCCUACAUGGCCCAUCUAGCCGUCGUCCAUUUCUUUGACGAUAAAGUGCCUGACGUUGUUCCUCGGUGGGAGUUUGGAGACGCCUUGUUCUGUGGCUGGGUGGCAGGGUUCCUCCUCGUGGUGGCCGGGCUGCUCAUGGUCACCUCCUGCUCGUUCUCCCAUGGGGAGCGGCAGCCGGCGCCGCCACAGAGAUACCAGAUGAUGAGCGCCGGGGAGGCAGCCGGGAAGCGCUCAGAGUACGUUUAGAGGAGGAAUCGCCUGCACAGACACCCACCGCACAGCACCGCCACCUGUAGGAGCGCACCUCAAGCUGCUUUGGCAACGAAUGACUUUUCUUCAUCCAGAUUUAGCAUAGUGGCUGCUGUAGAGAUGGAUGGCUUUGAUCACCUGUGCAGCAAAGACCUGCUGUGUUCAGGGGAGGACAGGUUCCUGUUGAUUCGUGGCGUCACACAUUCUAGGAGAACAUCAAGACCUUUCAGCGGAGAACAGUGUUUCCUGUUAGGCUUUUAAAAUGCUGUAAAUGGUUCUCAAUACUAAAGCAUGAAGCACAGAGCAGUGUUGGUGUUUUUUAUUAAAAGAACAAUCCUCCUUUGCU
Oryzias latipes (Japanese medaka) is the source of this 1760-nucleotide messenger RNA. RefSeq names its product claudin-24-like. NCBI's taxonomy places the organism in Eukaryota, Metazoa, Chordata, Actinopteri, Beloniformes, Adrianichthyidae. Gene Ontology annotation, cellular component: bicellular tight junction; membrane. Gene Ontology annotation, molecular function: structural molecule activity. The record is from RefSeq and is a predicted model, not a curated record.